Molecule: messenger RNA, 2260 nt
Organism: Alligator sinensis (Chinese alligator)
Lineage: Eukaryota; Metazoa; Chordata; Crocodylia; Alligatoridae
Product: zinc finger protein 436-like
Exons: 6
Coding region: 333-2174 (613 amino acids)
Biological process (GO): regulation of transcription by RNA polymerase II
Molecular function (GO): RNA polymerase II cis-regulatory region sequence-specific DNA binding; DNA-binding transcription factor activity
Source: RefSeq, a predicted model, not a curated record
CUCCCAGGGACCGGGAGAGACCUCGGCCGUGGGGCAGGGAGGGCAGGCAGGCUCCUGGAGGGCAUGAGCCCCCUUCCUGGGACCCCUGCGGUGCUGCUGGGGAGGGGGCGCAGCCCCAAGCACACAGCUCUCAGGAUCUACAGUCGCAUCGAGGAGCGGGGUUGCGAGGCAGCCUGGGGGUAAGGAGCCAGUUUGGAGUGACUGGGGCCAAAUCGGGGCUUCCCAUGACCGACCUGCUUGGCAUAGGCGUGACUGGAAGGUGCUGGUGAAUUUCUCUGGGGGCCCAGGAGCACGCCGGGCGCCUGGUCGGAGGGUGUCACUGCAGGGACAGGAUGCAGGAGAGUUACGAGUCUGUGAUCUCUCUGGCGGAAGAAAUUGCCAUCAACUGGCCCCAGAUUGCUGCCUUUGCAGAAGCCCAUCGUCGACGAGGCCUGCCCUUUGUUGUCAACAUGGAGCCAAGACAGAGACAGCUGGAGCCAACUCUGGUUCAAGCAGCAGCCACCACUGGCCAGGGAGGAGGGGCUGUCUUCCCAGACUUCCGGAAGCAGCUGCGGGCAAUCCUGCAAACUGUUGGCCGGAGGCAAGUGGAGAAGAUGCUGCGGGAGCUGGUGAAGGAACAGAAGCAAGAAGAGAAAGCCAAGCGGCGCAGAAGAGCUGCAAAGAGCCCCAGGGAUGGAGGUGGCAGAAUGCUGAAUGCAAAGGAGGGGACGGCCCCUAUGGAAGAACAUGCAAAGAAAGGGGAAGGCCCCAGGGCAUUCCCUGAAAGCCCCACUGGAAAAGUUCCUGAGGGCCCUGAGCAGAAAGCAGCCCCUGCAUGGCCGCAGAGCUCAGAAGGGCUCCAGAAGGACCCUCUAGCUGAGGCACGGGGCAAGGCCAUACAUGGGGGAGGUUGCAAGAAAGCUAAGGACACCAGAGUCCAUGAGAAAACCCAGGUGGAGAAGCACAGGCCAGAUGCCAGUGAGGACUGCCCAGAGAACUGCGGCUGUGACUUGCAGAGACCCCACCCAUUCAGUGAACAUGAAAAGAGUUUCAUGCAAGGUUUGUCCCUCCAGCCCCAGAGCCCCCGCCUGACAGAGAGCCCCCAUCCCUGCCCGGAGCAUGGGAAGCACCUCCUCCAGGAGGUGGAGCCCCCAUCCCAGCUGCGGACCCUUCGAGGGGAAGGCCCCUCAGAGUGCCUGGACAGCAGGAGGCACAGCAGUGUGAACCCUGCCCUCCUCCAGCCCCGGGGAGCCCCACCAGGUGGGGGGCAGCCUCCCCCUGUGUGCUCAGGCAGUGGGAGACGCUGCAGCGGGACCACUGGCCUGCGGCCUCAGAGACUCCACUCCCAUCCAUGUAUGGCCUGCGGGAAGGGCCCUGCCCGAGGCUCCCACUUCCAGAGACACCCACACACCCACACGGGAGAGAGGCCCUCUCCGUGCUCUAGCUGUGGCAGACGCUGCAUCUGGGUCACCCACCCUCCCCGGCCCCGCAGAGCCCAUCUCCCUGAAAAGCCUCAACAGGGCACUGACCUGGCAGUGGAAGCACCGGGCCUGGCUAUGGCAGCAGCGGUGGUGGCACCCUGUGCCCCAAGCGGACGGCGGUCAUACCCAUGCCUGGAAUGUGGGAAGGGCUUCACGCAGCGCUCGGCUCUGAGCAAGCACCGGCGCAUCCACACCGGGGAGCGACCCCACCAGUGCACAGACUGUGGAAAGCGCUUCCUACAGCGCUCGGACCUCACCAUCCACCGGCGCCGGCACACGGGUGAGCGCCCUUACCGCUGCCCCCAAUGUGGCCGGCGCUUCAGCGUCAGCUCCAACCUGGCCAAGCACCGACGUGCCCACCUGGGCCAACGCCCCUUCGGCUGUGCUGUCUGUGGCAAGGGUUUCAUCCAGCGCUCUGAGUUGGUCAUCCACCAGCGCUCCCACACAGGCGAGCGCCCCUACACCUGCUCUGCCUGUGGGAAGGGCUUCAGCCGCCGCUCCCACCUCACCCGCCACCAGAGAACCCACAUGCGGGAGCGCUGGCCCACCCCCAUCCUGCCCUGCCCCACCACUGCCACUGAGUCUGCAUGCAGCCCACCCCACCAUGGCCCCACACCAGGCACCUUGCCACUGCCCACUGUGUCCCAGGAUUUGUCAUGGGCCAUAUCCAAGUCCUCCCCUUCCAGUGCUUUCUCCCUGCCCUCCAGUUCAUAGAAUCAUAGAAGUAGGGUCAGAAGGGACCUUGUAGAUCUUCAAGUCCGACCCCCUGCCUGGGCAGGAAGAAAACUGGGCUCAAAUGA